This is a messenger RNA of Cryptosporidium ubiquitum, 1230 nucleotides long. RefSeq names its product protein kinase. The transcript has 2 exons. Bases 1 to 1230 code for a protein of 409 amino acids. Gene Ontology annotation, biological process: signal transduction; peptidyl-serine phosphorylation. Gene Ontology annotation, molecular function: cAMP-dependent protein kinase activity; ATP binding. Gene Ontology annotation, cellular component: cAMP-dependent protein kinase complex. The record is from RefSeq and is a predicted model, not a curated record. NCBI's taxonomy places the organism in Eukaryota, Apicomplexa, Conoidasida, Eucoccidiorida, Cryptosporidiidae.
AUGAAGCGAGGGUUCUUGAAAAAUCUCAUUAAUACAACAAACUCUGAAAAGAAAGAAAAUGAGACAUUAAAGGUUAAACUAGAUGAUUUUGAGUUAUAUGAAUUAAUAGGUACUGGUAACUUCACUCAAGUUUUUCGUGCCUUUAAUGUAGUCAAUAAUACACAUGUUGCGAUUAAAGUUGCAAUUAAGUCUCAAUUAAGAGCAUUGAGAAAAGAGGACGAAAUAUUGAAUGAAAAGAAAAUAUGUACUUUAUUAAGUAAUUCUUCUUCGAGAAAUGUGAUUAAAUUGUUAGAUUCAUUUGCUAAUGAAGAUAAUGUUUACUUAAUUUAUGAACUGUGUACUGGUGGAGAACUAUGGCAAAGAAUUCUUCCUAUUGGAAUAAAACCAUUAAAACAAGCAAUUUACUAUUUGGCUCAAUUGUUGAUUGCAAUCGAACAUAUACAUAAUUUAAACAUAAUUCAUCGCGACAUUAAAGCAGAAAACUGUUUGCUAAUGGAAAAUCAACAACUUAAACUGGCAGAUUUUGGAUCUUCAAUUCAUUUAGACGACAUUUUUUGCGAUUCCAAAAAUUGUAAUUCAUCAUGUAGUUGCAGAUUCAAGAUGAAUAGAGGGAGAAGAGAAUUUAAAUAUUUUGUUGGAACACCACAGUUCAUGGCACCAGAAACUAUACGGAAUAAGCCACCAACAAAGGCAGUUGAUCUGUGGAGCUUUGGCUGUACCGUGUUUCAAGUAAUUUGUGGAUACCCUCCAUUUAAUGCACCCAGUGAAUUUCUUGUUUUUUGCAGAGUCCUCCAAAACGGUCUAAGGUUCCCUCCCGAUUUUCCCGAAGAUGCUAGACAAUUAGUAGAGUCUUUACUUAAACAGGAACCUACUCAGAGAGCGACAAUUCAAGAGAUAAAGAAACACAUAUUUUUCAAAGAUAUUGAUUUUGACAAACUGACAAGUGAACAAGAAUAUCCUAGUUUUCCACCAUCAUUAAAAGAUUUGUGCCUAAUUCAGGUUGCAAAGUCAUAUGAAAAGUACAAAACGGAAGAACUAGAUAAAUUAAAUGCUUUGAAUGAUUCUAGCGUAGUUAUGAGGCUAAAAUUUGAGACAGAAAGAAAGGAGUAUGAAGGCCCGCGCGAUACUUGGCUGGACGAAUUUUCAGAUCAAAUUUUCGACCAUGAAAACACUUCGAAAAACACGAACAAUCGUAUCUCACUCUCGUCGUCCGAGAGUGACAGUGAAUAA